Solenopsis invicta (red fire ant) is the source of this 747-nucleotide messenger RNA. RefSeq lists its product as uncharacterized. The record is from RefSeq and is a predicted model, not a curated record. The transcript is spliced from 2 exons. Gene Ontology annotation, molecular function: nucleic acid binding. Gene Ontology annotation, biological process: DNA integration. Bases 1 to 747 code for a protein of 248 amino acids. NCBI's taxonomy places the organism in Eukaryota, Metazoa, Arthropoda, Insecta, Hymenoptera, Formicidae.
AUGUUCGCGAGACAUGGUAUACCGUUAAUAGUAAUAAGUGAUGGAGGACCGCAGUUCUCAUCACAAGCGUUCAAGAAAUUUGCCACUGAAUGGGAGUUUACCCACGAGAUGUCUUCUCCUACGCAUGCACAGUCCAACGGUAUGGCCGAACGAAAUGUACAAACAGCCAAGAAAAUAUUCAAAAAAGUAUUAGAGGAUCACAAAGAUAUAUAUCUGGCGUUAUUGUAUUACAGAAAUAUGACUGUUGCCGAGAACUUUUCGCCGGCACAAAUAUUAAUGAGUAGGAAAUUACGAACUACAAUUCCAGGUAGCAAUAGAGAUUUAGAACCUAAAAUAAUAAAUAAGGAAAGAUAUCACAAAAUGUUAGAUAAUAAUCAACUAAAUCAACAAAGAUUUAAUAGCAAAGGGGCAAAAAACCUAGUAGAACUGCAAAAUGGAACAAAAGUAGCGAAUAAUGAGACAGGACAGAAACGUAGUUUGUUUAAGCAGGCAGAAAAGGAGAAGAAAACAGAGCUGAAGAAAUGUUAUGUAGAAAUAGAAAAGGAAGAUAGCGACGAAGAAGUAGUAGAAGGCGAGACAAUAAAAAUAAGUAGCGAUUCAGAGGCGGAAUAUGAUACAGCGUCAGGUGGCGAAUCGAUGUCGAACGACACAGAUGUAAACUCAGACGACAGGGAAGUAAGAGACAGAAAUGUAGUAACGACAAGAAGCGGGAGAGUUGUUAAGCGACCAGAUAGACUAGGAUUAUAA